Anopheles arabiensis is the source of this 1620-nucleotide messenger RNA. RefSeq names its product BTB/POZ domain-containing protein 9-like. Gene Ontology annotation, molecular function: protein binding. Gene Ontology annotation, biological process: modulation of chemical synaptic transmission; adult locomotory behavior; circadian behavior. The coding region runs from base 147 to 1304 and encodes 385 amino acids. Lineage: Eukaryota; Metazoa; Arthropoda; Insecta; Diptera; Culicidae. The transcript is spliced from 2 exons. The record is from RefSeq and is a predicted model, not a curated record.
GUUACAACCAGACUCAGUCCAACUCUGUCACUUGUGUGGUACAGAUUGACGCGUGCUUAUAUUGUAAAUUUCCGUGUUCAAAAUUGUAUGAACGACCUUACUUUCCGUGGUGAAUUUGUAGUUUAAGUGCAGGAAAUUACAGAAAAAUGGAUAACUCAUCCAUCAGUGAAAUAGAUCAAACAGCAUUGUUGGUAUCCCAUCUGGCACAGAUGUGCAUGGACGCUGACAAUGCGGACGUCACCUUUAUCGUGAAGGGCGAGCAUCUACCAGCGCAUCGGAACAUCCUAGCGGCAAGGAGCGAAUAUUUCCGGGCACUUUUAUAUGGUGGACUGAAGGAGUCUAAGCAGAACGAAAUUGCACUCGAUGUUCCGGUAGAAGCAUUCAAGUUUUUGAUGAAAUAUAUCUACACCGGCCGUUUGCCGUUAAAGAAGAUGAAGAACACCGACAUUCUAGAUAUACUUGAAUUAGCUCAUCAGUAUGGGUUUAUCGACCUGCAGACGGCUAUUUCGGAUUACCUUUGCAAAGAUAUUUGCAUGGACAAUGUGUGCUAUAUAUCAAGAACUGCUUGUUUAUUAGACCUUAACAGCUUAUCCACUGCAUGCUACACGUUUAUGGACGAGAAUGCGAGCAGUGUCUUGAAGUCGGAUAUGUUCCGUAGCAUAUCCUAUGAGGCCCUGUUCGGUUUAUUAAAGCGGACGACUUUUUUCGCUGAUGAAGUCGAAAUCUUCAAAGCUGUUCAUGAUUGGUGCCGAUUCAAUGAAGCAAAAUCAGAUAAAGCUGAGAAGCUCUAUAAUCAGGUACGGUUUAUGCUGAUGUCUCAGCAUGACCUUUUGAAUGUGGUGCGGAGUGCAAAUGUCCUGGAUCCGAAUCGUCUGUUGGAUAUAAUUGCUGAGAAAGAGAAGUCAUCGGAAUUGCCUCAUCGUGCUACAUCCUUGGCGGAGCUGACUAUAGCCAAUGAUAAGAUUAAGUGGUCCCCAACAUUUUCAAAUAUGUUGAGCCUGAAUGGUGAAAUCGAUUUGGGUAAACAUAUCAUGGUCAACUGUAUUCGAGUGGAAAAGUCAAAUGGUUGGUAUAAGUCAAUUGAUCGGACAUACGUCGUAGAAGUUUCAGUCGAUAACCAGCGUUGGAGUAAAGGUGUUACAUGUACAGCAUCCACUGCUAAUGUGACCGUAACGCAUUUUCCGGCUGGUGUUGCUCGUUACAUUCGUGUUUCGCAAGUGCAAGAAACGUAUGAAAUUAGCGUUAUUAAAGCCAUGUGCCAAAAACUCAAAUGUACCUGCCCGACCGGUGAAAAAAAGCACUAAGUGGUAAAGAGUAGACCGCCAUUAUUUUAGGAGACAGUUCUGAUAGUUAAAGAUGCUAAUGAAAAAUAGGUUCAGCGUACUUUACACAAUUAACUCCUUUUAAAAUGACACGUGUUUUAGACGGCCUUUGGCUAACCCAUCCGCUCAUCUGGCAAAUAAUAACUUUGCAAAAACUAGUCAUGUGUGAUGAAAUGCGAGAAAAAAUAAUGGUUCCUGCUAACAUUUUGAUUUUUUUGGCCCUUCGACUAGCAAUUGAAAAUCAAUGUUUUGAAAUGUGGAAAUACAAGAACUUACUAUCGAUGGACUGGUUAUUGAA